Messenger RNA from Gambusia affinis (western mosquitofish), 1554 nucleotides. RefSeq names its product solute carrier family 2, facilitated glucose transporter member 4-like. Gene Ontology annotation, cellular component: basolateral plasma membrane; apical plasma membrane. NCBI's taxonomy places the organism in Eukaryota, Metazoa, Chordata, Actinopteri, Cyprinodontiformes, Poeciliidae. Gene Ontology annotation, molecular function: hexose transmembrane transporter activity. Bases 1 to 801 code for a protein of 266 amino acids. The record is from RefSeq and is a predicted model, not a curated record. Gene Ontology annotation, biological process: monosaccharide transmembrane transport; response to insulin. The transcript has 5 exons.
AUGAAGUUGCGGGGCACCGACGAGGUGAGUGAGGACAUACAGGAGAUGAGGGAGGAGAGCCAGAAGAUGAUGAGGGAGAAGAAAGUGACCAUUCCUGAGCUGUUUCGCUCUCCCAUCUACCGCCAGCCCAUCUUGGUUGCCGUCAUGCUACAGCUGUCGCAGCAGCUGUCUGGAAUCAACGCUGUGUUUUACUACUCUACUGGGAUCUUUGAGCGAGCAGGUGUCUCACAGCCUGUGUAUGCCACCAUUGGUGCUGGGUUGGUCAACACUGCCUUUACUGUUGUUUCUCUGUUUGUGGUGGAGCAUGUGGGCCGACGACCUCUUCAUCUCAUCGGUUUGAUGGGGAUGGCGGUUUCUGCUGUUUUUUUAACUGUUGCCAUGGCGCUGUUGGACCAGCUCAGGUGGAUGUCCUAUGUCAGCAUCGUGGCCAUCUUCAGCUUCGUGGCCUUUUUUGAAAUCGGCCCCGGCCCCAUCCCGUGGUUCAUCGUAGCUGAGCUCUUCAGCCAGGGGCCCCGGCCUGCUGCCAUUGCAGUUGCUGGUUUCUGCAACUGGUCUGCCAACUUCAUAGUGGGAAUGAGCUUCCAGUAUGUUGAGCAACUCCUCGGUCCUUAUGUCUUCAUCAUCUUCACCGUUCUGCUGCUUGGCUUCUUCGUCUUCACUUACUUCAAAGUACCCGAGACGAAGGGUCGCACCUUCGAUGAGAUCGCAGCAGGUUUCCGUCACUCCUCCGGUCAGGGGGCUGAAAAGUACGCAGCUCCAGAAGAGUUCAACACGCUCAAGGGGGACGACCCUGACCUGUAGACGCUCUCGGCACGUAUGUGCAACAAGUCACCCUCGUUGUUUAACGGCUCGAUGUAACACUGCUGGUUUAACAUUCACAUUGAUAUUUAUAGAUCUAUAUUGUAACACGAGAUGUCAUUGUGGCCUUAGUCUGUAGCAGAAAUGAUUUUUUUAUUUCAUGAAUCUGCCAUAAAAGUGAAAAUAAUGCAGACUCUCCAACAGCUAAGACUUUGGUGAAUCAGAAAGAGUAAAUGGGGUUUGCCGUUUGCCAUGGCUGACUUCUUGCAUCAGUCUCAAGUUUGUUUUUGCUGUAUCUUCAUUUAUUGUAUUUACAGAAGCUAAUUAUUGAAUUUGUCAUUUUGGGUUUUGUAUUGUCUUCUACUUUAACCAGCUGUUUCAGUGUUAUAAUGUGUGUAAUAAGAUACAAUGUCUGAUAGGUCAAGUGUGUGAAAUGUGUGUAUGCUUCAUUAAUUUUAACAUUUUACUGUCUCCUGCAGUGCAAGAACUUUUCUAUGCAUACUGUACUUCUAUUUUUAUCAUCACAGGUAGUCAUAAGUCAAUGUUUUGGUACUUAAUACUUAAAUCAACUUUAUAUUGUGUCUAAUAGUUGUAUUUUAUUUGUUUAAAAUGUCUCAGUGUGUACCAGAAAAAAACAACAACCCUGAAAACAUUGUUUGUAUUAAUUUAUUUAGGCAUCGCAAAACAUUUAAAUUAAUGUCAUACAGUUUAAUGUUGUUGGUAUAUUAAACAGAGGGCCUGAAUGUGGUUUUCUUU